Leptonychotes weddellii (Weddell seal) is the source of this 2180-nucleotide messenger RNA. NCBI's taxonomy places the organism in Eukaryota, Metazoa, Chordata, Mammalia, Carnivora, Phocidae. The record is from RefSeq and is a predicted model, not a curated record.
UCAGGAAAGACCACCUUGAGGCCUGCCUCCUUUCCUUGGGUUGUGAUGUGAUGGCGAGAGAACACAGCAACUUCGAGAGCUACUCCAUGUGUUAUGAGCAUGUGUUGGAGCAUGCUAGGCAGAAGCUCUGUCAAAAAGAGCAAGAAUUAGAUACUAUCCAAAGAAGUUCAGAUCCACUUGAAGACAACGCUGGUCAGGUUGCAGAGCUCAGUCAUACUAUGAUCAUGGAAAUCACUGCUCUAAGAGCUCGACUCACAGAUUUGGAACAGGAGAAUCUGAAUCUCAACAAGCAGAUUAGAAAAGAAGUCCAGGAAGAAUAUGAAGACUUAGUCCGAGCUUUGUUUGCGACGUGUGUGCACAUAAAAGAAAAGCUGGAUGAGAAUCAGAUUAAUUUGACCCAGAAAGUGUGUGAGCUCAUCGGCGAAGUAAGAACAGAAGGGAUCGACAAUUUGAAGGGCCUAAAGACAAAAUGGGGUUCUGCCAGACCCGAUGAAGGAAUGAAAGAAAACCCAGCCAAACAGGAGCAGCUGCAGGCCUUGGAGCAGGAGAGCAGCAGCCUGGCUGCACUGGUGUGCAAAGUGAGGAGCCUGGGCCACUGGAGGCUGGCUGUGCAGCAGGCUCGCUUGCAGGGCCAGCUGAACAGGGCAGAGAAGGAAGCUCUGCAAAGUAAAAAAGAGUGCUUGAGCGUCCAGCUAAUGGCAGAACAAGAAGAGGUUUUAUUUCGUCAACAGUUACUGGCUCGAAGGCAGGCCCUGGCCAGGGCUCAGGCCGACAACACCAGGAUGCACGAGCAGCAGGAGAACCAGGCUCAACUGCUGAGAGAGUUGCAACACCGAGCAACCCAGGAGGCUCGCCACUGGCAACAGAUGGAUCUAAUGAAAACCUCCAGCAUGGAGAAGCUCUUGGAAGAUGUGGAGCAAAAGGAACAGCACCUGCAGCUCCUGACGGAAGCGUCUGAGAGGGCUUCCAGACUGGGCCAGCUUCAGCAGAAGAGAAGUCAGAGAGGACUCCAACAGAUGAGAAGCCGGCUUGCCCAGGAGCGCAGUGUGAAGCUGGAUGCUUUCCAGCGCGUACAAGAGCUACAAAGUCAGCUUAAUGACGCCGAGUGAUCGUCUGUCCAGAUGAGCUCACCAGGCAGUAAGCAGGUCCCCUACUCUGGCUAGCACAAACUCCCAGGGUCUGGGGUCUGCACUGAGGAGGAUCUCAGGGUCUAGCCAUAACAACGCAGUGGUUAUCGAGUGGGUGCUCCAUGAUGGCUGUUGAAUGAAUGAAUGAUACAUGAAUGAAAAAAACUUCAUUCUGAUUUGCAGUCAUAACUUUCUACUUUAGUUCACCUUAGAGUACUGACAUCCUAUGCUAAAAGGUUUUAGUCAUAAAAACUGGUCUCAGAAGUGUGUAAUAUACCACUUACAGAACACUGGGUACUUCACUAUAUUUUGUCUUAAUGCCUUGGGACAUCAAUGAUGACAUUUCUCAGAUGUUAUUUAUAAAGUAUAUUAUGAUUCGUGGGAGCUGGGGGCCCGAGGAGUCCUAUAGAAAUGGCAAUCAAAACAGCCCUCUGGGCAAUGUAGAAGCAAGCAGCAUGGAGCAGGGGUCAAACCCAGGAUGUCUCUAAACUAGCUUCCUCCCCUAUAAGUUGAGGAUGAAAUACAUUCUAAGUUCUUUUCUAGAUCUGACUAUCAAAAAUAUCAUCAAAUAUCAGUAUACACAACUGACUUAUUAUUAAGAUCAGCCAAGCCUCUGCUUUUCUGUUCCGGUGUAGCCUGGUGGUUGAGGGUGUGAGCUUUGGUUCAAAUCCUGGCUCUGUCACUCCUAGCUAUGUGACCUUAGACAGGCUAAUUAGCCUCUCUGUAAACUGGGACUCUCCACCUCAAAAGGGUAUUCCGAGGAUUAAACGAAAUAAUGCACGUCUGCCACAUUGUUUAGAAACACUAAAACACUUGUUCUGUUGUUUAGAAACACUAAAUAACUGCAAAUGUUGAUUAUGAUGCUCCCAACAUCAGAAGCAUCAGAGGCAAAGGCAGAGUUAAGGGGCGAGCUCUCUUUACUUGGCAUUAGCAUGGAUUCGCCUUAGGAUCUUACAACUCCUGGGAAACUAUAGCAUGUUCUAGUGCAGUUAUUCUUAAAAUACUUAAGGGAAAAACAAAUGAAAUCACUUGGCUGACAACACUGUGAAAUGU